This is a messenger RNA of Oncorhynchus mykiss (rainbow trout), 4105 nucleotides long. RefSeq names its product squalene monooxygenase. Gene Ontology annotation, molecular function: squalene monooxygenase activity; flavin adenine dinucleotide binding. The record is from RefSeq and is a predicted model, not a curated record. Gene Ontology annotation, biological process: cholesterol metabolic process; sterol biosynthetic process. Lineage: Eukaryota; Metazoa; Chordata; Actinopteri; Salmoniformes; Salmonidae. Gene Ontology annotation, cellular component: membrane; endoplasmic reticulum.
UCCAGUAUACGACACACUGAGAAAGCCAUCGCCAUCUGCGCCGAUUCAACAUAGCCUACAUUUACGAUUGUAUUACUUCUUAAAAUAACUUUUUGGGGCUCUCAUAAGCUUACAACUAUGUUUUGAUUCUUGCUUGAACAGUCGCUAAGAUUAUUUGGUUGUGAUAGUUGCAAAAUAGCUAUUUUGGAUGCAGCAGUUGUUAGCUAGAAUGCUAACGCUCAUUGAUAUUGGCUAUAGCAAAAGCCAUUUUACUGGUUGAAGGUGAAAUGUUUUUAAAAAAAGUAUAAUGCAGUUGAUUUGCGAUGAUGACACAAGCAUUACUAUUAAGCAGGACAUUCAUACAAGGUUUAAAAUCCAAUUAUAAUCCAAAAGUAGUAUGAAAUGCACUCAUAAGCAACAUGUAAAUAUAGGCUUUUCCCCCCAUGUUCUAUAAGAACUUCCCCUUGAUCUGUCACUAAAUUUCGCGUAUCGCCAUCGCGAGGCAAUGUUUGCAAACACAGAAACCUGUCCAUGGACACCUUUCCAGUGACAUCAUAUCAUACUAUCCUCUCUCAGCCAGCGCUCCAACCAGCAGCCGAGGAUUGGCCAAUGGCCAGAUAGCGUGAGCUCUGCUCACCGAUGUGCUGUUCCUGAUUGGACGGUUCAGGUACAGAGAGGGCGGGACACCAAACCUGCGAACCCGAAGUUCCUACCUAUCUCAUUAUCAUAUAAUAUUUAGCAUCAUCUGAAACCAUCUGAAAUGUCUGGUGGAAUAAUUGUAAUGGUUUUGAAUACUUUUCUUUUUGAUUAACGGAUAUAUUUGAAAUAUUACUAGGCCUACGAUCUGCUAAAGCAACUGAAAUAGGAUGCUCAAUUGUCUACGCCAGUAGAUAGAAUAUUUGCUAUUUUUGAAAUAACUGUUGAACUGUGAUAUUUUAUUGCGUACUUUAUUCUAUUCCAUGAUCUCGGCUACUUUUUGUUUUUGCAAUUUAGUUUCAGGUUAUAGGUUAGGAAACAUUCUGAGCAGUGGUAAUUUAUUGCAUGAGUUAGCCUAAUCAUUUCAAGUAGCCUAGUUUAAUAAUAUAAUAAAUAUGUGGACUUUUCUUGGAAUUGCAAGUUUCACCUACAUUUAUAAGAAAUGCGACGCAGUUUUGGAGUAUGCUCACAAAGAGAUAAUCCUGGCGGCUGUAGUGUUCUUGGCAGUGGGGAUGCUGCUAUCCUAUGUCAGGUACCACGGACAUACAUGCAAGGUACCCCAAAUUCUACAAUUACCGCUGGAACUUUUAUUAUCCCUACCGGUCAUCAAUACAUUUAUACCGAAACCCUCAGCUGUCAGGCACAGGAGUGGAGAGAGCGCGUCAAAGAAGGGAGGUGGCAGGAGGAAAAGAGUGUGUUCCUCAGCCAUGGAGAGCCCCCCAGCAACAGGGGACUCUCCUGCAUCUCAGGAGCCGGAUGUGAUCAUAGUAGGGGCGGGAGUCCUGGGGUCGGCCAUGGCUGUAGUGCUGGCCCGGGACGGCCGGAGGGUCACUGUGAUAGAGAGGGACCUGAAGGAGCCUGACAGGAUAGUGGGAGAGCUGCUGCAGCCUGGUGGAUACAGGGCCCUGCGAGCACUGGGAAUGGAGGGUUCAGUGGAGGGGCUGGAUGCCCACGUGGUGAACGGCUAUGUGAUUCAUGACAUCGAGAGCAGCACAGAGGUGGAGAUCCCAUAUCCCCAGGCAGACAGCAGUAUCCAGUGUGGCAGGGCCUUUCACCACGGACGCUUUAUCAUGGGUCUGCGCAGAGCCGCCCUCGCUGAGCCAAAUGUUACGCUCAUUGAAGGCACCGUGUCCAGCCUGGAGGAAGAGGAUGGCUGUGUGACAGGAGUGCAGUACAGGGAAAAGGAGACAGGAGACACAAAGGAGGUCCAUGCAGCAGUAACUGUAGUAGCUGACGGCUGUUUCUCAAAGUUCAGGAAGAGCCUGGUAGCCGGGAAGGCCCAGACCUCCUCUCACUUUGUUGGAUGUAUCAUGAAGAACUCUCCCCAGUUCAAGCCCCACCAUGCUGAGCUGGUCCUGGCUAACCCCAGCCCUGUCCUCAUCUACCAGAUCUCCUCCUCAGACACCAGGGUGCUGGUGGACAUCAGGGGAGAGAUGCCCAGGAACCUCACCGAGUACAUGGCUGAGAAAAUACACCCACAACUACCAGAACACCUAAAGGAGCCGUUCAUGGUGGCUCUGCAGAACGACCGGCUGAGGUCUAUGCCAGCAAGCUUCCUGCCUCCGUCCCCAGUCAACAAGCCAGGUGUGCUCCUGCUGGGUGACGCCUACAACAUGAGACACCCUCUGACCGGAGGAGGGAUGAGUGUGGCCCUCAACGACGUCCUGAUCUGGAGGAGCCUGAUGAAGAACAUCCCUGACCUGUACGACAACACAGCCAUGCUCCAGGCAAAGAAAAAAUUCCACUGGGAACGCAAGUCAUCACAUUCCUUUGUGGUGAAUGUGUUGGCUCAAGCCCUGUACGAGUUGUUUGCUGCAACAGACAAUUCUCUCCACCAGCUGAGAAAGGCAUGCUUCCUUUACUUCAAGCUGGGUGGGGAGUGCGUCAACGGUCCCAUUGGUCUUCUCUCAGUGUUGACGCCCCAUCCGAUGACUCUGAUUGGACACUUCUUUGCCGUGGCCUUGUACGCCAUCUACUACAACUUCAAGUCUGAGUCGUGGUUCACCAAACCCCGAGCCUUAUUCACGAGUGGAGCUAUCCUGUACCGCGCCUGUACCGUCAUGUUUCCCCUCAUCUACUCUGAGUUCAAGUACCUGGUGUACUGAGCAGUGAUCUAAUCUGAGCCCUAACCCAGUGGAACACACACCAGCCUUAGACAACAGGGUCGUAUUCAUUAGUGCACAAACGUAGCAAAACAUUUUGCAAUGGAAUACGAAGAUGUUCAGGUUUGCCCCUACCCUCUUUCUGCCUGUUUUCUUCCAAUUAGUUUCUUGUGAAUACAUUUACUGAGCAUCACGGACCCCUGAUGGAGAACGAACACACACACACACACACACACACACACACACACACACACACACACACACACACACACACACACACACACACACACACACACACACACACACACACACACACACACACACACACACACACACACACACACACACACACACACACACACACACACACACACACACACACACACACACACACACACACACACACACACACACCGAAAGUGUAGUUAACUGUCAAGUCAAUUUGGCUGUAUGUAUGAUUUAUAUGAAACCACUUAGUUUUAGGCCAACAAUUAUGCUUUUUUGUUGGGUGUGGGGAGGCAUGCCACUUUCUGUCCAAUGAUGUAAUUUCUGGACAAUGUUUCUGUGAAUUUACGCAAGGGAUCCCUUUUGUCUCAAGCACACCCCUAGAGGCAAAAGUUCUGUAUAGCCUCUUUAAUAUUACACCAUCCUAUCAUCACUGUCAACAGGGAUCUUGUACAGGUCUCUAAAGUGACCAUUAUUCAGUGCUGAAGCCUUUGACCUUGAUCAUAUGUCUUUAUCUCUGCCUAAAGGUCUGCCCAAUGAUAAGACGUCUUCUGAGGACGAGGUCUAAAUUGACGGUGACAAUUAUUUAGUAAUGCCUUGUAUAUUCAGAAUUUACAUCACAACCAUGCAUUUACGUAGUGUAACAGACAAUGCGUAAGAGGUUUGCAUUAGCAACUCUUAAUUGCAAAUAACCAGCAGGACUGACUACAGGUGUCUGUUUAACCACUUUGCUGCUAAUUGAACAUGAGGACAAAACAUGUCCUUCCUGCUUGUGUUCUAUCUUCUCUCCAUGCCAAUGGCUCAAAAAACAGUUGGCUCUUUGUCUACCCUUAUUCCAAACGGUAUCCUUAUUUUGUUCUGAAAAAGCAUGUUCCUUGUGCAUUAUUUUAACUGUACAUGUACAAUCAAAUGAUUAUGUAUUAAACUGUUUGAUUGGUUCAAGUCAGAUCACCUGUCCUUAACUUUUGCCAAGUUAUAGUUUUCCUGCCUUAAAUGGGGUUUUACACAUUGUGACAAGGGAUCCACCCCAACACAUCUCUGGUACUUGUUUAAAAAGUGAUUCUUCAGUUGUGAACACCUGCUGGAAUAAAAGUGUGACUUAA